Messenger RNA from Echinops telfairi (small Madagascar hedgehog), 1131 nucleotides. RefSeq names its product signal-regulatory protein beta-1. Gene Ontology annotation, cellular component: plasma membrane. The coding region runs from base 1 to 1131 and encodes 376 amino acids. Lineage: Eukaryota; Metazoa; Chordata; Mammalia; Afrosoricida; Tenrecidae. Gene Ontology annotation, biological process: positive regulation of T cell activation; positive regulation of phagocytosis. The record is from RefSeq and is a predicted model, not a curated record. The transcript is spliced from 4 exons.
AUGAGUAACAGCCCUGUGUCCCCUGCAGGAGUCACAAGCCAGGAGGAGCUGCAGGUGAUCCAACCUGAGACGGUGUCGGUCGCCGCUGGAGAGACAGUCACUCUGCCCUGCCAGCUCUCUUCUCUGCAUCCCGUGGGGUCCAUGAAGUGGUUCAGGGGGACUCUCCCAAAUCGCCAGCUAAUCUAUGAUUAUAAAGGAACCCAAGACAAACGACACCUCUUCCCCCGAGUAAGAAACGCUACAGACCCCACCAAGAGAGACAACUUGGACUUUUCCAUCCGCAUCAGUAACAUCAUCCCAGCCGACGCCGGCACCUACUACUGUGUGAAGUUCAGCAAAGGAAGUCCUGAUGACAAGGAGCACAAGUCUGGUCCUGGGACUCGGGUGACAGUGAGUGCCCAGCCCUCUGCUCCACUGGUAUUGGGCCCCUUGGCAAGGACCACACCUGGGCAGACGGUGCCCUUCACCUGCGAGUCGCACGGCUUCUUCCCCAGAGAUGUCUCCCUGAAGUGGUUCAAAAAUGGGAAAGAGCUCCCAGCCCUGCAGACCGAGGUGUUCCCGCUGGGCGACAGUGUCUCCUACAACAUCUCCAGCAGGACCCAGGUGACGCUGACCACAGAGGAUGUCCACUCUCAGGUCAUCUGUGAGGUGGCCCACACUACCUUGCAGGGCUCUCUUCGUGGGAUGGCCAACUUGUCUGAGACCAUCCGAGUUGCACCCACCUUGGAGGUGACCCAACUUCCCAUUCAAAGGAGCCAGGUGAGCAUCACCUGCCAGGUGAAGAAGUUCUACCCCAAGAACAUAGACCUGGCCUGGUUGGAGAACGGAAAUGUGUCUCGAACCGAAUCGGCCUUGCUCCUCAUGGAGGAUAAGGAUGGGACCUACACCCUGAAGAGCUGGAUCCUGGUGAACACUUCUGCCCUCAGGGAGGACGUGGUGCUCACCUGCCAGGUGGUGCACGACGGGCAGCCCGCAGUCACCAGAGAGCAGACCCUGAGGCAGGAGAACACAGAGGACAACCCUGACCUGAGGAAUCCAUUUUGCCUCCUUGAAGCUUUCCUGCUGGGCUUCAAGGCACUGCUGGUGGUUGCUGUAUCUGUCACCUACGUCUACAGGAAGAUGCGCGCCUGA